Molecule: messenger RNA, 2279 nt
Organism: Rosa rugosa (rugosa rose)
Lineage: Eukaryota; Viridiplantae; Streptophyta; Magnoliopsida; Rosales; Rosaceae
Exons: 4
Coding region: 1-1617 (538 amino acids)
Molecular function (GO): zinc ion binding
Source: RefSeq, a predicted model, not a curated record
AUGGGGUUCAGAGGCUAUUGCUCAGAUGAAGCUGCAGAUUCUGAUGAGUUGGAGAGUUUGAGUGGAUCUGAUACUGAAGAGGAUGAGGAUGGGAAUCCACUUCCAAAGAAGCUGAAUAAAGGAGUGAAGAUUAGGCCUUGGAUCAGAUCUGUGGAUCUGAAAAACCCCAAGUUCAGGUUGGGUUUGGCAUUCCCAAACUCAGAGCAGUUCAAGGAGGCUGUGAGGGAGUGUGCAAUCAGGAAUCAGAUUGGACUUUGGUUUGAAAAGAAUUCUAAGCACAAGGUUGAGGUCAACUGUCAAUGGGACUGCCCAUUUAGAUUGUAUGCUAGCACUUCAAAGGGUGAGGGUCCAACUUUGAUUAUAAGGACGUUGAACAACAAACACACUUGUUCUCCAGUGGAAACAAGCCACUUCUUGGAUUACAACAGGAUUGCAAGAGAGGUACAACCAGAUUUGUUGGUGGAUGAGAAUUGGUCCAGAGCUGGCAUACAUAAUCACAUACAGAAGAAAUACAAGUUGGAUGUGGGGGUGCAAACCAUCACAAGAGCUAAGAGAAAGGCAAAGAGGAUGAAUCAGGGCCAUUACAUUGAGCAGUACAACAACCUUGCUGCUUAUAGGAAAGAGUUAUUAAGAAGCAAUCCUGGUUCAACAGUUGAAAUCAAGACAUGUAUGGAUGGUGAAAUAAGGAGGUUUCAGAGAAUUUACAUUUGUUUUGCAGCAUGUAAGAAUGGGUGGAUGAAUGGCUGCAUGCCUCUCAUUGGUUUGGAUGGGUGUCACAUAAAAGGGCACCAUCCUGGACAGUUAUUAGCAGCAGUUGGCAUAGAUGCAAACAAUGGGAUGUUCCCAAUUGCAUAUGCCAUUGCUGAAGCUGAGAACCAAGAGACUUGGACCUGGUUCCUAGAGCUUUUGAAAUGGGAUUUGAAGAUGGACAAGGACAGCAGCUAUGCCUUUAUCACAGAUAAGCAGAAGGGGCUAGGAAAUGCAAUAGCAGAUUGGUUUCCAAAUGCUGAGCAUAGGCACUGUGUGAGGCAUUUUUACAAUAAUUUCAAGGCCAAGCAUCCAGGAGAGGGGCUGAAGCAGUUGGUUUGGAAUGCAGCUAGAUCCAGCACUGUUGUGUGGUAUAACAAGCACAUGGCUGAAUUGAGGGAGCUUAGUGAUGAUGCCUGGAAAUGGUUUCUUGACAAGAACCCAACACAUUGGUCUAGGGCUUAUUUCAGCGAGGACUCAAGGUGUGAUAUACUACUCAACAACCUUUGUGAGUCUUUCUAUGCAGCUAUAUUACCAGCUAGAGAUAAGCCCAUACUCACCAUGUUGGAAAAGAUUAGAAUGGAUAUGAUGGUGAGGCAAGCAAACAGAAUAGUGGCUUGUGAAAAGUGGAAAGAUUUGGUUGGACCUCGAAUCAAGAAAAUUAUUGACAAGACCAGUCAAAGAGCAACAUUAUAUAGAGCACACAGGUCUGGGGAAUUCAUAUUCCAAGUAACUGGGGACAGUGGCAGCAAUCAUGCAGUAGACUUGGGCCUUCAUACUUGCACUUGUAAGAGAUGGCAGCUAAGUGGGAUACCAUGUGUUCAUGCUAUCUGUGCAAUUAGGUUCAAGAAACAGGAUGCUGCCUUAUAAUGUGAUGACUACCUCAUGCCCUCAACCUAUUUGGAGUCAUACAACCCAAUAAUCUAUCCUAUAGCAGGCCAAGAGGAUUGGGAACCUGUUGAGUACCCAAUUGCACCUCCCCUUUACAAGCAGCAGCCUGGUAGGCCUAAAACGAAGAGAACAAAGGAACCCGGAGAGAGGAAACAGACCACAGCCCCACCUGCACCCCAAGAGGGUAAAUUGCCUAGAACUGGUAUCAAGAUUUCAUGCAGAGUAUGUGGGCAACAAGGACACAACAAGCUAGGUUGUCCAAUCACCAAGGCAGCAAAGGCAGCAGCCUCAGGAGAAGGUUCAUCAAAUGGACCAAAUGCUGGUAACAAAAGGAAGAGAACCAACAAGAAGCCUAAAAGAGCAUCUAUGCCAAAGGGGUGUUCCAACUUGAAGGAACAGAUCAUAAGGUCAAGGAAGACAUGGAAGAAGGUCAAGGAUGCUGUUGGUGGUACUUCUGGUGUCAAUACCAACGUAUCAACCUCACAAACAGUCCAGCAACCUCCUACUCAAAGCAGCCAAAAUCCUGCUGCAAGAGGUGCACAGAAGAUAUCUUCCCAACCUAUGCAAAGCCAACCUUCCUCUGAUUGGGCGGCUUCUUAAACAUAAACCUAUUCAGUUUGGUGUUUGUUAGCCUAUUUUGA